Messenger RNA from Aspergillus vadensis CBS 113365, 7560 nucleotides. RefSeq names its product type I polyketide synthase. The transcript has 3 exons. Gene Ontology annotation, molecular function: phosphopantetheine binding; fatty acid synthase activity; 3-oxoacyl-[acyl-carrier-protein] synthase activity. NCBI's taxonomy places the organism in Eukaryota, Fungi, Ascomycota, Eurotiomycetes, Eurotiales, Aspergillaceae. Bases 43 to 7560 code for a protein of 2505 amino acids. The record is from RefSeq and is a predicted model, not a curated record. Gene Ontology annotation, biological process: secondary metabolite biosynthetic process; fatty acid biosynthetic process.
UUCCUUUUCUUUCUAGUUCUGGAUUAUUUCCAUUAUUUUACGAUGAACGAACCUAUCGCCAUCAUAGGCAGCGGAUGUCGACUGGCGGGCGGGUGUGAUUCACCCUCGACGCUCUGGACUCUUCUCCAACAACCCUACGACGUUUCCCAAGACUUACCCCCAAAUAGAAUUCCCCCAUCACGACACAAUGCCUCUCCUCGCGGGUAUUUUCUUUCACAGGAUGUCGCCAACUUUGACGCUUCCUUCUUCAACCUUAACCCCCUGGAGGCGCAAGCUAUGGAUCCUCAGCAUCGACUGUUACUAGAGACAGUCUACGAGGCGCUGGAGGAGGGAGGAAUGCCCGUCGAGGGAUUGCGUGGUUCCGACACCGCGGUAUAUACGGGGGUGAUGUUCCAUGACUAUUUAACGCUCAGUAGUCAGGACAAUGAUUCAAUCUCUACGUAUCACAUUACAGGCACGGCGCCGAACAAGGCCUCGAAUCGCAUCUCGCAUUUUUUCGACUGGCAUGGCCCGUCUGUGACGGUGGAUACUGCCUGCUCAUCCAGUCUGGUCGCUCUUCAUCAAGCGGUGCAGCAGCUACGGACAGGGGAAUCUCGCUUAGCCGUAGCAGCGGGGGCCAACCUGCUUCUUGACAGUCGUCCCUUCAUUGGAUUCAGCAAUCUAGGCAUGCUCUCUUCCACCGGAAGCUGCAAAAUGUGGGAUACUAGCGCCGAUGGGUACGCCCGUGGGGAGGGGAUCACGGCCAUCCUGUUGAAGCCACUUUCCCGCGCCCUCGCCGACGGCGACACCAUCCAAUGCGUGAUCCGAGAAACCGGGGUGAAUCACGACGGACGUACCAGUGGGAUUACACUACCUAGCGCAGCGGCUCAGGUGAGCCUCAUUCAAGACGUUUACCGUCGUGCCGGGCUGGAUCCCACCCAGCCCAGUGAUCGACCUCAGUAUAUUGAAGCCCACGGUACUGGCACCCAAGCCGGAGAUCCGGUGGAGGCAGAGGCGCUAGCCACAGCCUUUUCGCUCACAUCUACGCCAGACCACAGCGAGAUCUGUCCUGUAUGGGUAGGCAGCAUCAAGACGGUGGUCGGUCACACCGAAGGCGCUGCGGGCCUGGCUGGCGUCCUGAAAGCAUCUCUGGCCCUACAACAUGGGAUAAUUCCGCCAAAUCUGGGUUUCCAACAGCUGAAUCCGAAGGUUGCACCGUAUUGUACUCAACUGACUGUCCCAACCAAGGCUGAGCCAUGGUCCAAGAGGUCAUCAUCCUCCGCUACUCCACGUCGAGCCAGCGUCAACAGCUUCGGGUUCGGAGGCACCAACGCCCAUGUCAUCUUGGAGUCCGUCGGGCUGCCGGAGGUCCCGCCUUCUGGAAGUUCUUCGCAGGCGCCAACAUCGUGCUCAUCGUCUAUUUUCCCCUACGUCUUCUCGGCCGCCUCAGAAAGGUCGUUGAUAGGGAUGCUCAACCGAUACAACGAGUACCUGCAAGCCCGCCCAUCUAUCGACCCAGCACAUCUAGCAUCAACACUGGCCGGACAGCGAUCCCUUCUUCCCGUCCGCAUUAGCUUCCCGGCGUCCUCGCUAGAGGUAUUACAGGAACGUCUCGCUGCGAUCCUCGCCGCCGAGUCCCCGUCGGCGGGCCACCGCUCCCCAUUACGAGAAUCACGCAUCCUCGGAAUAUUCACGGGUCAAGGUGCCCAGUGGUCGCAGAUGGGUGCGGGCCUGCUCGCGGCGUAUCCACCGGUGGCCUCAUUCCUCGAUAGCCUGGAUGCCUCCUUACAAUCUUUGCCCGAGGAGGACCGACCUUCCUGGUCCCUACGCGAGGAACUGCAGCGACCCUCCGAGGAAUCACGCCUGGAGGUCCCCGAGAUCUGCCAACCCGCCUGUACCGCGGUACAACUGAUGCUCGCCCACCUGUUACAAGCUGUCGGCGGGGUCUCGUUCGCCGCGGUGGUAGGCCAUUCCUCUGGCGAGAUUGCCGCCGCCGCGGUCGCCGGGUUCCUACGCCCCAGGGACGCUAUCCGCAUCGCCUUUUAUCGAGGCUUGCACGUCAGUCGCAUGCUCCCCGCCCUGCCCAAGGAGGGCCAGAUGAUGGCCGCGGGUCUGUCCCAGGCCGCGGCGGAAGAGCUGGUCAACACCGUUGCAUUUGAGGGGCGAGUGGGGGUAGCAGCAGUGAAUUCCUCAUCCAGCGUGACGCUCUCGGGCGACGCAGAUGCAGUAGCGGAGAUGAAAGCCUACCUGAAUAGUUGCAAGGUCUUCAACCGGCUGCUAAAGGUUGGAACCGCGUAUCACUCGCAUCAUAUGCGCGCGUGUGCUGCCGAGUAUCACGCCUCGUUGGCCCGGUGUCAAGUAGAGGUCCUGCGUCCUUCGGGCGACAACGCCCCGCGCUGGUACUCGAGCGUACGAUCGGGGCAGGCCAUGAUCUAUGAGAGUCAUUAUGAGAGUCAAAAUGUCGAGAGAAGCAUAGAACUAGCCGCAUCGUACUGGGUAGACAACUUGGUGAAUCCUGUGCUCUUCUACCAUGCGGUUUCCAGCGCCAUCACAAACCGUGAGAUGGAGGUGAAUUUCUGUCUCGAACUCGGUCCACAUCCGGCCCUUCAGGGGCCCGCCAUGCAGACGAUAAUUGAAACCCGUGGCUUGACACUCCCUUAUUCAGGAACCCUUCACCGGAGCAAGGCAGACAAAAUGGCGAUUUCGGAAUGUCUAGGUGACUUGUGGGUGCAUCUGGGGAGUGCGGGAGUCCCCAAUCUCCAAGCCUUCGGGCACACACCACACAGGCCGGGUCUGACGGACCUGCCGAGGUAUCCUUGGGACCAUGAGCAUAGCUUCUGGGUCCCAGGACCGUCAACCCGCUCUACCAGACGGCGUGUCACGCAGCAUACGAUGUGUAAAACUCCAGUCCACAGCUUGCUAGGGUCACGAGACGAGCUGGUUGAAGCAGUUGACGCGACCAAAGUGUACCACUGGUCAAAUGUAUUGUGUGCUGACCGGCUGAAUUGGCUGCGCGGACAUAUUCUUCAAGGGCAGAUCAUCUUUCCAGCCACGGGGUACCUGGCAUUGGCAGUGGAGGCUGCCCUGCAGGUGGCCGCUGGACGACCAGUGCAAGCGAUUACCCUUGAGGAAGUUGACUUCCUCAAGGCCCUUCGGGUGAACGAGAAGGAUGGAGCCAGCACCACCGUCAGUGCUCAGGUGUCUCGUGAUAAUGAGCAGGUGGUGCAGGCAAGGUUCAGAGUGGAUGUGGACCCGACAGAGGAAACGAGCCGAUCUACUCCUGUGGCCACGAUGAACAUCACGGUCCACCUGGGCAACCCGGUCGAGGAUCUUCUGCCCGAAGCAACCUCCUCUCCGUCGCCAGCAAUGAUGACGGAUCUGGAUCCCAGACACGUGUACAGCCAUCUGGCCGAGCUAGGCUACGAAUACACGGGUCCCUUCCAGCGAAUUGCCCGCAUCCGUCGAUCACUGGGAAAGGCGCUCGCAGGAGUAGACUGGAGAAAGGCGGCAGAAGACGAACCAGUCCUGCAUCCGGCGUUGCUAGACAAUGCGGUACAGGUUCUGUUUUCGGCCUUCACAGAUCACCGGGAUGGGAGUCUGUGGAACCUGUACAUGCCCGUCUCAAUCGAGCGGGUCACGGUCAAUCUCCCCCUCUGCAGCUCUGGGGAAUGUGAUACGCAAUUCACGGUGGAGAGCUAUGUGCACCAGGUAGACCCGCACGGUAUCUGUGGCGACGUCUCUAUGUUCAAUGCCGCCGGGCAAGGCGUCGUCCAGAUGGAACGGAUCAACACCAUGCCCGCCUCCCCCGCCACGGCCGACAACGAUCUCCAACUCUUCUCUGAGACUCGAUGGGGCGUGGCUGAGCCCAACGGCGAGCUGGCGCUCGGCGGUCGGCGAGCAACACUGGCGAUGCUGGCCAAAACCAUUGACUGGGAACGGGUGGCCCUGUACUAUAUCUCUCAAAUCAGUGGGCAGUUCGUCGACGCGGAGACUGGAUUACGAACGACGGCGGUUGAUUUCGAACCCCAUCAUGGAGCCUUCCUCGACUUUUGCAUCUGGCUACAGGAGACCGUCCGCACGGGCCAACACCCGUACGCUUCGCCGCAGUGGUUGAAGGACAGUGCAGAGCAGAUAGAUCAGAUCCGAAGCCAAUACUCAGCCGAUGACAUCGACUUCAGACUCAUUCGCAUGGCGUCAGAGGUUCUUCCAGCGGUCAUCCGACAUGAUACGACGAUGCUACAGAGCUUCAUGGCUGAUGAUACCUUGAGUGAGUGGUAUCAGAACAGCCUGGUAUGCGCGCCCGCCCAGGAGCCGCUGGGCGCGAUCAUUGCCCAGCUCGCCCAUCGCUAUCGUCUGCUCCAUGUGUUGGAGAUUGGAGCAGGUACAGGCUGUGCUACACGCUCGGUCUUGCCCGCUCUGGGCGACGCUCUCGCACGCUACACGUUCACCGACGUGUCGGCGGGUUUCUUCGACAAGGCGGCGCAGCAGUUUGCCCCCUUCGCCGACCGGAUGGAGUUCCAAACCUUUGAUCUCGACGUGGAUCCCAUGGAGCAAGGGUUCAAGGAAGGCAGCUAUGAUGUGGUUGUCGCCUAUGCGGUGCUGCAUGUGGCGACCUCGCUGAAGGAUGCCCUGCGCCGGGUCCGGCGGCUGUUAAAACCUGGCGGAUUCCUGAUCCUGACAGAGGUGCUGGGAGAUGGGCCCAUGGCGCUGGGGCUAAUCUUCGGAGGCUUCACAGGCUGGUGGGCUGGUUGCGAGGAAGGGCGUCGCUACUCGCCGACUGUCUCGUUGGAAACUUGGCAGGAGCUGCUGGCAGCCACCGGGUUCUCUGGCGUCGAUACGCACACUCCGCUGAAAGAUCCCAUUGCUUGGCCUAUCAGUGUCAUGGUCGCGCAAGCGGUGGACGAACAAGUUGGCUUGUCGCCAGAGCCGGUCUUGGAGGAGUUGGUCAUCGUCACUGAGCCUAGCUUCCCCCAGCCCGAAAUUCUACAGGGAGUGCAGACGCAGUUGGCAGCCCAUACACAUAACCUUACGCUCUUCCAUUCCUUGGAGGAGCUCAAUGGCGCUUCGUUUCCCAUCAAACCAACAGUGCUUAACCUGGCCCAUCUGGACCCGGAGAGCGUAAGGCCAUCAGAAGAGGCCUGGCAAGGGCUGCAGACUCUUGUAGACUCCGCUCGACAUAUGCUAUGGAUCACUGAUGACUACCGCGCUGGUAAUUCUUCAUCUGCUCUGUCGGUUGGUUUGGCACGGUCUCUGGCUCAUGAAUUGCCUCAUUUGCGCUUACAAAUGAUCGACAUCAGCCGCGAGGCUGACCCUGAUACGAUCGUUCGAGUCAUUACUAAGAGCCUGCUGCGCCUGGUCAGCACGAGUGAUCCUGACGCACUUCCCACCCUCGAGCCGGAGCUGGCACUGGAUUCGACCGGCCAGCUACUGGUACCACGAUUGCACCCCUUGGAGCCGGCCAACAACCGGCUCAACAGCUCAAGGAGGAAGAUCCCGGCUCUCAUUCAUGUGGAAACACAAGCGUGUUCGUUAGAAUGGCACAGGGAUAUGUUCACUUUGGUCGACAAGAGUCCCUUCCAUUCGGAUGAGGGGAUUGACUCUCGCGUCGUACGCACGACCCGCUCGGCAUUGACAGCCCUGCCGACCCGUGAUGGACCGGUCUUCCUGCACCAGGGCGUCGACUCUGUCACCGGCGAAACCGUGGUGGUGGCCUCCAAUGAGAUAUCGUCAAUCUUGACAGCACCGAAACUGUCAUCGAUCGCUGUGAGCCCCGAGAUAAGCCGACACUCCCAAUACUUUGGCCUUCUGGUCGCCCACCUUCUCAUCGCGUCUGUCGUGAAGGACAUCGCGCCUGGAACUAGCGUUCUGCUCUAUGCCUUUGAUCCUCCAGCGGCCACUUAUCAAGCCAUCUGGACCUUCCAACUCCAGGCGAAGAAAUGCCAGGUCCACUACCUCACAGGCAGUAAAGAAUUGGCUACUAUGGGGCCGUGGGUGUACUGCAAUCCGCGGGCUCCCAGACGAGUUUUGAACGCCGCUUUUCCCAAAGACCUUCAAGCCAUUAUCAAUCUCUCGGACGACAAUGCUGCUCCGACACAGACACUGGACUCUCUCCGAGGGCAUUUCCAACGAUAUGCACCUCCAUCUGGGGUCGCCGAAGUAUUCAUUCUGCCAGCUCUUCCGCUACUAACAGACUUGACUGAGCUGCUCAGUGAUGCUCAUACGGCCGCAGAAGAGUACAUCGUGUUGAAUGUGAGCGCGCACCAUCCAGAAUACGGGCUACCAGAUCUCCUGGACUGUCAACCUGGGUCACUGCCAGGGGUUUCCAUUGUCAACUGGUCCUGCCCGAUCCCCCUGCCCGUCCACUAUCAGCCCAUCGAUGCGUUCACGCAGAUCCUGCGUCCGGAUAGAACCUAUUGGCUCGUUGGCUUGACCGGUGAUCUCGGCCAGUCGUUGUGCGACUGGAUGGUUCUCCAUGGCGCUCGAACGAUUAUUUUAACGAGCCGACGCCCACAAAUGUCAAAAGACUGGGUCGAAAAACAUCGCCAAAGUCACGGAGCCAAUAUAAUCACCAUAGCUGGAGAUAUUACUUCCCUACCCAAUCUCCACGCAAUCCACAAAACAAUCACAACAACAUACCCCCCGCUAGACGGCAUUGCCAACGGCGCCAUGCUCAUGCGUGAAAAUUUCUUCACCCAAACCACCGCAGCCGAACUACACGAAGUCCUACAACCCAAAGUCCAAGGCCUCCGGUAUCUCGACAACCUGGUCGGCGACCAACCCCUCCAAUUCUUCAUCGCGUUCUCUUCCAUCCUCGCCACGCUAGGCAACCUAGGCCAGAGCGCCUACACCGCAGCCAACGUCGCCUCGGAAGCGCUCAUCACACAGCGGCGGCGACGCCAUCUAACAGGCUCCGUGAUCCAGAUCUCCCGUAUGACGGACGUCGGGUACGUAAAACGGCAGCGGGCUCAGUACUCGGCGCAGGAAAUGGCGCGGCUGGAGGCGUAUUGUCUGCCGAUGGGGGAGCAGCACCUGCAUGCCUUGUUCGCGGAGGGAAUUCGAGCAGGGCGACCUUUACAAGCAUCCCCAGCAUCUGAUGUAGCCCAGGGGUCAGUGAUCACAGCCGGAAUUCCCCAGGUCGAUAUGAAUGAUCCAGAGGAUUCAGUGAGGCGAGGCGUGACGUGGGCGACGAACGUCCGCUUCUCGCACUACUGGAAACAGGAAAACUGCUUGCGUCGUGAGUAUGGUGACAUGCGGGGUGGUGAGGAGGGCAAGAACGCUGCUUCGACGCGAGCGCGGCUGGCACAGUCUAAGUCAAAGGAGGAAGCCCAGAUGAUUAUUUUAGAUGGUAUCGUCUACAAAGUGCGUUCCAUUCUUCAUCUCCCUGCUGAUCAACCGGUUCUCGGAACCACGGCACUAGUGGAUCUGGGCGUGGACUCGUUGAUCGCGGUGGACAUCCGAGCGUGGAUCAUGGAAGAGUUGGGGGUGGACGUGCCCGUGUUGAAGCUGUUGGCGGGUAUUACCGUCGAGGAGAUUGUUCGCGAGGCAACGGCAGGCCUGGGUGAUGUCACGCAGGCAGCCUGA